Messenger RNA from Trichobilharzia szidati, 773 nucleotides. NCBI's taxonomy places the organism in Eukaryota, Metazoa, Platyhelminthes, Trematoda, Strigeidida, Schistosomatidae. The record is from the annotation of a GenBank genome assembly.
CUGUAACGUCUGGUGUGAGAUGGCCGUUUACUCGCAAGUUGCUAAAAAUCUUAGUGUGGACUGGAACGGGUAUGCAGUCGUCGGUUGCCUAGUAUUGAUUGUUCUCCUUGGUAUGUUGCUAUUCUACAAAUUCAGAAAUAAUUUGCCAGUUGCUUUGAUGCUAAUAAGAAUAAUAAUUGUACUAUGGUCUACCAGUAUCAUAUUUUUAUGUUGCGACUUUAAACAAGGAAACUGGUAUAUUCUCUUGGUCUUCAUAAUUCUGGAAGACUUGUUAACAAUCAUCUUCUGCUACUUUAUCAGAAGAUUUAAACAAAGAGUGAUGCUAUUCCUGCUGUCCUUGUCGACAGUGUGUGUGAUAACCGGCAUAGUUCUGUUUUUUGUAGCGAAUGGUAAAGUGAGUUGAAGUGUAAAAUGAAUAGUUUUAUUUUUAACAUUUAUUCCUGCAAUUACAAGAAUUGUUUUAUUAUGACUGUUACUCACAUUUAGUCAACGUGUGGUUGAUAAUAAUGAUGAUGGGAGAGAGCAAGGAUUGAUAGGCAAAUUUCUAGCUGAAUUCACUAAUAAUAAUAAUAACAAUAACAAUGAAACUUCAUUUCAGAUAAUGUGGGAAAUACGUGAGAAACAUUUUCAGCGUCUUUAGUUUGUUCACUGCAUAGUUAGAAUUGCAUGAAGAUUGAAUUCUUGUAAAUACACAUUUCGUAGUUGCGUUCGAUUUGAAGACAUUUGAUUUUAUCACUCAUGCAUCGGUGGCACAUCGGUUAGGACGCUCGCUG